Larimichthys crocea (large yellow croaker) is the source of this 2237-nucleotide messenger RNA. RefSeq names its product complement component 8, alpha polypeptide (gene c8a). The record is from RefSeq and is a predicted model, not a curated record. Gene Ontology annotation, cellular component: membrane attack complex. Gene Ontology annotation, biological process: complement activation. The transcript has 11 exons. Bases 107 to 1903 code for a protein of 598 amino acids. Gene Ontology annotation, molecular function: protein binding. Lineage: Eukaryota; Metazoa; Chordata; Actinopteri; Sciaenidae.
CACUGUGGUUGGUCAAGACUGCAGGGGCUGAUCUCCCCACAGGAUUACAACAGCUGUUUUGUGAUGUUUCAUUUUAAUUUUUAAGGACGAGCUACUCAUUUUCAGUAUGGAGAUAUUUAUUAAUUUACCCCUGGCUUUAUGCACACUGUAUCUGUUUAUCAGUUCUGGCCUUCUUGUGAAUGCAUCUAGGAGACCAUGGACAACUGCUGGUAACAGUUGGGCUGGGAUGAGGAGGGCCAGAGCUGUAAACAGACCUACACCCGUCAACUGUAUUCUGGGGAGUUGGUCAUCUUGGACUCCUUGUACCUCGUGCACAGACAAACAGUUCCGUUUCCGAAACUUGGAGAGGCCCUCACAGUUUGGUGGCACAGAGUGCCUUGAAAUGCUGUGGGAGAAUCUGGCAUGUCCGACAGCAACCACACAGUGCAUGGUGCCAGAUUACUGUGGAGACGGCUUCACCUGUGUAGAAACUGGGCGAUGCAUCAGCCAGUCCCUUCGCUGUAAUGGAGAGCCAGACUGUGAUGAUUUUUCUGAUGAAGACAACUGUGAAAGCGUUAACCAGAGAGAAGACAAGUGUUCCACCCUGCUGCCAAUCCCUGGUGCUGAUCGUGGCACUCAGGGCUACAACAUCUUGACUGGAGAAUUUGUGGAUCAUGUAGUUGACCCAAAGUACUAUGGAGGAAUGUGUGAAUAUGUCUAUAAUGGUGACUGGAGGAAAUUCGCCUAUGACUCAUUCUGUGAGAACCUGCACUACACUGAAGAAUACAAGAACUAUAGGAAACCUUACAACUACCAUACCUACCAUUUUGUGGCCGAGGCUACGUCACAUGGCUCUCAGGAAUACUAUGAAGAUAUGACGAGCAUGCUGGAAGCGAGGAAAGAAAUGAGUUCUGUCAAUGCUGGCAUCACAGUUGGGGUCUAUGUUUAUGCAGCGGGAAUGAGUGGAAGUAAGAAAUCGGAGUUUUUGAGCAACAUAACGAAGUAUAACAACCAGGAUUUAGGGUUCGUUAGGCUUUGGUCCAAAGUUCAAACGGCCCACUUCAAGAUGAGAAGUAAUAACUUGAUGCUUCAUGAAGAUUUCUACCUUUCACUCAUGGAGCUCCCUGAGCAGUACAACUUUGGGAUGUACUCACACUUCUUCAAAACAUUUGGCACCCACUAUGUCACAGAGGGGACAAUGGGAGGAACCCUCGAAUAUGUUGUAGUUAUCAACAAAACAUCUAUGUCAGAAUCAAAGCUUGAAGCUAAACAAGUUGAGAAGUGCAUUGGUGCCGCUGUUGGUCUAACCUUUCCCCUCGACAACGUUGCGUCAGUAGAUCUCAAAGUGGGUGUGAAUCCAUGCGAGAAAGAAGGAAGCUUUGAUCAAGGCAAAGGCACCCAUUCAGCUUUGAUUGAGGAUGUUGUUACUCUGGUGAAAGGAGGGGUCACAUACAGCAGCAGUGGCCUGUUGGCUAUUAGGAACCCUGAGACCUACAGAAACUGGGGAGCGUCCCUCAAAUACAACCCAGUACUCAUCGAAUAUGAGAUCAUGCCAAUUUAUGAGCUUGUGCGACUCAGCACAGCUGCUGACCAUGUAGGUGCUCGAUUGGCCAACAUGCAGAGGGCCUGGGAUGAGUAUCUGCAGCAGUUCAACACCUGUCGCUGCAGACCCUGCAGACACAACGGGAUCCCAGUCCUGACGGGAAACUCCUGUAAAUGCAUCUGUAAAUUAUCCUACCAUGGAGAUGCCUGUGAAGAGACUCUUAGAAGAGAUGCCAAGACAGAUGGGUCUUGGUCGUGCUGGGGGGCCUGGUCAUCCUGUACAUCAGGGAGGAAGACUCGGACAAGAACCUGUAAUAAUCCAGCACCUGACGGGGGCGGAGCACCCUGCCUGGGCUCCUCCUCACAGACUCACCGCUGUUAAUUUACAUCUUCUUCAGACUCAGAUUAUUGCUAAUUCAGAAUAAUUCAGAAUAGUCUUUUUCAGUGAGUAAAACUGCUUGUUCACAACAGUUUUGUUAAUGUCUAAAACAUUAAAUAAAAUCUAUGUUACUUAUCAGGACACUCUGUAUGACAUACUGUAUUUCAAAGUAAGAAUAAGUGUAUGCUGUGCAGAUGUGGCUGUGUGUGUUAAUGUUUUUGUGUCUGAACUUCAAGCACAGUCUGUCCAUUUGAGAUGCUGAUGAUUUCAGGUCAGACAUACAUGCUAUGAUGCUACACAUGAUUUAACAUUGUUAAUAAAAUAUUCAUUGACGUUA